Helicoverpa zea (corn earworm) is the source of this 1877-nucleotide messenger RNA. RefSeq names its product protein draper-like. The transcript has 5 exons. NCBI's taxonomy places the organism in Eukaryota, Metazoa, Arthropoda, Insecta, Lepidoptera, Noctuidae. The coding region runs from base 234 to 1400 and encodes 388 amino acids. The record is from RefSeq and is a predicted model, not a curated record.
AAACAUUUUGUAAAUUAACUCACAAUAAGUGCAAGGCUUCUUUACAGUCUGAUUUUAUUAAAAUUAAUGCAAAAAAUAAUAGGUACCUAAUUACUAAUAACCUGCAUUAUCUCAAUAAUAUGGAUGCAUAGCGGAUAUGUGGCAUUGUCGUUAGCGAUUAAUGUGAAUAUAAAUUGAUUAAUUAUUAGUUCAACAUUAAAUGUGAUUACGCUAACACGUUAGCGAAAAUAAAAAUGUUAAAAAAUCCUGUGAUUUUCGUGCUGAUUAUAGUUUCUGCAUUAGUGGAUGUUGAGUGUCAAGUUUGUUUCAAAGCAGUAAGGGGAUAUGUUGCGAGAAGGAGGUUUAUUAUAACUAGAAUCUGCUGCGAAGGAUACGCCUUAGAACCUGGCAAUAAGGAAGUCAGUGUGGAUACUUGCAAACCGAUUUGCACAACAAACUGCACGAAUGGCUACUGUAAGCGCCCUGAAGAGUGCGCAUGUAACGCUGGGUACACACUGCGCAAUGACACCUGCGCGCCGCACUGUGAAGACUGUUCGCACGGCGCCUGCGUCGCUCCGGACACCUGCUGGUGCGACCCCGGGUACGAUCUCGUGGCCGGCACGUGUCAGCCCGUAUGCACCACUCCUUGUGUCCACGGCACCUGUGUAGCCCCAGACACGUGCCAAUGUCUUCCCGGGUACAGAAAAAGUGAUUUAAAGGGGAGUGAUUGUGAACCAAUAUGUUCCAGCGGUUGCAUUUAUGGUGAUUGCAAGGCUCCGGAAACAUGCGUCUGUCACUCGGGCUGGCAGAAUAGUAAUGGCACUUGCUCACCAGUAUGUAACAUUUCAUGUGGUAAUGGAACUUGUAUUUUCCCAAAUAUAUGCGCGUGUUUUUUGGGAUACAGAAAUACUAUGUUAAGACGCCGAGGUGUAGAUGACGCGCCAGUGUGUAAACCUGUUUGCAAAAAUUGCAAUGGCGUCUGUAUUGCCCCUAAUCAAUGUAAAGAGGAAACUCAAACAAUGAUUGCACUCGCAACGACAAGCACAAACAGCCCUAACAAUAACCUGGCAGACGGUAUUCUAAUGACUAAGUCAUAUUCUACAUUUUACUGGAGUUCUACGGAAAACUUAGAUCAUAUCGAAAACUCUACUCUCACAUUGGACAGGGAAAACUCAACUGUCACAUUGGAAAAACUUACGGAAUAUUCAUGGAUGCAAGAACAUCAAAUUAUUCUGAUAUCACUUGUGGUAAUCGUUACUACUGGGAUAAUAGUGUUCAUUGUUUGGCAACGACUACCUAUGAAGAUCAUAUAUUUCUUCAAGGGCAAGAGCUAUAACAUUAAAGGUGCUGGUCUAAGAAGAAAUAUUAGCAACUCAUUUGUAAACAUACAGUUCUUAUCACAACUUGAAUCACGGAGUUGAAUCUUUAUUGUUAAUUUCAGAUACAUUUUUAAACUAUUAUAAGGUAGUUGUUUUAUGCCAUGUUUUACGUCAUGUAAUGUUCUAAUCUUUAUCCUAUUUACUAAGAAAAAAUAAAUGAUAUUAAUGCAGGUAUUUAAAAACACUAUUUAGUUUUAAACUGAUUACGUAUAGAGCGUGGCUCGUUGUUUUACUAGGUGGAUCGUGAAACUGAAUAAUUUAUUAUUAUGGCCUACUUAGGAUCGAAUUGCUACGCAAUCUGAACAGAAAGGUUUUCUGUGUCUUAUUGCAUAUAAUUACGGUAAUGGUUUCUUUGAAUCGCAUGAUUAAAUCGGACGAGUUUCAAGGAGAGAAAAUAAUUUUGUAUAAUAAAAUGAUAAUCACAAUGAUGUGUUAGUUUUUUGUACACUGAAAGUAGGUACUUUCAAAUUGUUAGUCUUUUAGUAAAAAAUACUUUGAUUAAAUGCAACCCUUGCCUAA